Molecule: messenger RNA, 1054 nt
Organism: Coniophora puteana RWD-64-598 SS2
Lineage: Eukaryota; Fungi; Basidiomycota; Agaricomycetes; Boletales; Coniophoraceae
Product: NAD(P)-binding protein
Exons: 5
Coding region: 15-998 (327 amino acids)
Cellular component (GO): mitochondrion
Molecular function (GO): protein-containing complex binding
Source: RefSeq, a predicted model, not a curated record
GUUGAACUCCGCAAAUGUCUCAGCGAAUAGUAAUAUGUGGUGCAGGAUUCGUUGGCUCUCACAUUGCAAAAGUUCUGCUGAGCGCAUCGACAGGCCUAAGCCGUAACAAGACACCCCACAUACAGAUCUCCUCUCGGGCCCCAGACAAGGUGCACUCGUCUUUAGCACGAAAUAUUGAAGACAGCCAUCGUCUUCUUCCGCCGUGCAAGGCGGACGUAACGGACCCUUCUUCUCUCGCGAAAGCCUUCGAGGAUGCCGACGUCGUCGUCUCUCUAGUCGGAACGAUGAGCAGCAAGCCCGACGUCGCCGAGAAGCUGCAGUGGCAUGGCGCUGAAAACGUUGCCAAGGCUGCCGAAAAUGCAAACGCGAAGCUCAUCCAUUUCAGCGCCAUUGGUGCCGACGAGACCAGCAAAGUAGCUUAUUCGCGAACGAAAGCAUUGGGCGAGAAGGCUGUGCUGGCCGCCUCUCCAACCGCCACUAUCAUAAGGCCCAGUAUCGUCUUUGGUCCUGGAGAUGCUUUCUUCAACAGGUUUGCUCAGAUGUCGCGGUUCUUACCCUUCAUGCCCGUGUUUGGCGGAGGUAAGACUCGCUUCCAGCCCGUAUAUGUCGGGGACAUCGGCCGAGCUGUUGAGCUCUUAUCAAGAAACGAUCCAGAGGUGGAGAAGGACGUUUCUGGAAAAAUAAUCGAGGCUGGUGGACCAGAAGUAUUCACGUAUGAGGAAAUCAUGCGUCUUGUGCUACAUUACACAGGUCGAAGGCGUCCGAUUUUAUCGUUGCCUUUUGGCGUUGGGAAGCUACAAGCAGCCGUCCUUGAAAAGCUUCCCGAAAACCUUUUUACGCUAACGCAAGACCAAGUAGAGCAGCUGAAAAUCGAUAAUAUCGUCAAUCCCAAUCCACUUUCGGAACAUAUGUCUUUUGAGGAUAUCUUACAGAAGCAUGCCUCGUGUCCGUUAACUUCCGUUCACUCCAUCCUUCCUACAUACCUAUCGGACAACUAGUUUAGUAUUGACGGCUCAACGUCAACCGCCAGUAUUAAUAAUCAUGUGACAACAAC